Molecule: messenger RNA, 486 nt
Organism: Sphaerulina musiva SO2202
Lineage: Eukaryota; Fungi; Ascomycota; Dothideomycetes; Mycosphaerellales; Mycosphaerellaceae
Exons: 1
Coding region: 1-486 (161 amino acids)
Source: RefSeq, a predicted model, not a curated record
AUGGAACAUUUCUCAGCGAAACUCGAAGACUACAACACCAAACUCGAAACCCACCGCGCCUGGCUCAAGAACAUGAUAGCGAUCAACCGAGCAGCCCCCACCCCUACCACCACCAGCCUCGAAGAAGAAGAAGAAGAAGAAAAACAAAAACAAAAAGACCCCUUCACAACUCUCCUCCACAACCACGACACCAAAGCUCUAACUCGAAUUCUCCUCGACAUCCAAACCAAAAUGGAACAAGAAAUUGCGCGUCGAGUGGGUUUGGGAGAGAAAAUUUCUCUCAAAGAUGGCAAGAGGUGUUUAGAUGAAUUUUUCGCUGAUGUUGGGGGGAGAGGGAAGGGGAUGAGUCAGGAGACGUCGGAUUGGUUGGGGAGGUAUUUUCCGAGGUUGGAGGAGACUGUUGAGGGGUUGUGUUUGGGUGAGGGGAAGGGGAAGGGGAAGAAGAAGGGAAAGGAGAAGAGGAAGAUGGUGGGUAUCGAUGGAUGA